This is a messenger RNA of Clupea harengus (Atlantic herring), 4894 nucleotides long. RefSeq names its product ribosomal protein S6 kinase a, polypeptide 1 (gene rps6ka1). Gene Ontology annotation, biological process: intracellular signal transduction; protein phosphorylation. Gene Ontology annotation, molecular function: ATP binding; protein serine/threonine kinase activity; magnesium ion binding. Lineage: Eukaryota; Metazoa; Chordata; Actinopteri; Clupeiformes; Clupeidae. The record is from RefSeq and is a predicted model, not a curated record.
UAACAAUAUUAUGUAAGACUUUUCCAUCUGUAAACACAUAUCAUACUGAUGUUGUUUAUUUGUAUAGUUUUUGACACUAAAUUCAUUUUUACAUGCAUAAAACCCCUAUUUUCUGUUUCAUAUGUUGUAUUUAUUUAUUUAUUUCCAAUCCAUUGGUUAAUGCAAUAUCACUGUAGAUACCAUGCAUGUUACAGAGUUACAGUGAUGCUCUAUAUCAUUUUCCUUAAACUGACUGGCUGAGUAAGACAUGUGCAAGUAGAUUCUUAAUGAAAGGAGAGGUUGCUGGUAAGAAAAUAAUAGUUGUGUGAUUUAAGACAAAAUAAGCUUUAACAGAAUUGAAAGAAAUUGAUGAAAACCAGACCUCACUGGCUCAAGAUGAACAACCAACAGAAUGGGCAUUGUUGCUAUACUGUAUAACCGAACACUUUUUCUUCAGGUAUUUUGAACACAACAGAAACGUUUCUGCUACAGACAAAGACAUCUGAGAGGCACUCUGAUAUGGCGGUACAAACUGCAUUGCGCUACAGACAUUAGAAUGGACCAUGGCUACAAGUGGAGACAGCUUCAGGAAUGCUGGCUGGGAAAUUAAACAUUUUAGCAGCAGGGUGUGUCUGAUCAAUAAGUCAUCCGUCUUGGCAACGAACCGCGUCUUUUGGGAAGGGCAGACCCUACAGGGAGACUCGUUGACAACACUGAUGAUGUAAUUAUAACAUAGCAUUAUUCAGUCACUAAAAACUAUACUAUACGUAAAAGUAUAUGUUUUGUGUGUAAUGGAGGUUUAGAGAUGGUGGUGUAUGUGUGCAUUAGGCCACUAUUGCGCUCUUCAAAAUUGAUUUUACACUCUUGAUCAAGGGAGCUAUUAAAGUGCUUUGACAUUGUUUUCAUUUUUUUUUAAAUAAAUCUGUUCAAAGGACAGAUCCUCUGUAUUGCUUUUAAUUCUCCAUCUCCGGCGAGAUAUAGUUGGCCAACUGCCCCUUGUUGCCCGUGGUAACUAGCACAGGCAGGGUGCUGGGGUUUGGCUUACGCGUUCACUGAGCAUUCGAAAUAGCGUCAAGUGUAAGGACGUGUUAUAUAAAUAUCAACCGUAAUGUGUGUUUUACAGAACAAUCCAGCACGAGUGCGAGAGUUUUCAUGUAUCUGGAAGGUCAUAUUUGCAUGCCUGGCGUUGCUUAGGUCACUGUUAGUAACGGAAGAGUACAUUAUAGUAAAUAAUGAGGAGCAAUGUAAUGGUGAUGAAUGAAAAUGUUUACUUUUAAUCAUUUUUUAGAUAUGUCAUCACUGAGGCUCAGCCUCAGUUGCAAAGUUGCAGUUGCGGCGGACAGCCAGCGGAGGACGUCAAGUCAAAUCUCAGUAAGAGCGCAGAUGGGGGUUGGCCAACGCUCUUGCGCAGGCUGCCAAUGACAGCUCGAGUCAACGCGCCUUUACGCUACACGUACAAGACAGCACUCUCGAUUCUGGAGAGGAACAAGCUGACGGGACAGGGUCUCCCUUUCACGCAUUCUUUCGGGGAGAGACGCCGUUUUUGAAGAACAAGUGCACACACUACAAGGAUUACUGGACAAUCAGUGUCCAGAGAGAGAACAAAAGCUGCUUGCUGACCUUUUACGGUAACCGAGACCUCGGCUGCAGUUGCGCUCAGUCUAUUCAAUUUUCCGCCUGCAUUUUCGCGUCUUAACCUGUCUUAACCUGUGAGAGAACCCUCCCUUCCUUCUCAUCUGCGAAUUGACAAAUCAGUCUUUGGCUCUCUCUUACAGGACCAACAUUUACCUCUGCACGGAAAGAGAGAGCAUCGACGUCAUUGUAAAGGAGUAUUAUUUUUUUAAUUAUUUGUAAACGUCUCCUGUGUGAAUAUGCGCGUUCAGUCGGCGUAGUGGAGUUUGAAGACAGUGAUUUGACCAGCAGCAAACCGCCAGCGACGAGGAAAGAAAGCUAUCUCUGUUGACCGUCUCAAAAACGGUUGGAAGCAAACUCGAAGAUAUUUUUUUCAAGCAGUGAGAGGACCGAGGUACAUACAAAAUGCCUCUCGCACAACUUGCGGAACCCUGGCCCAAAAUGGAGCUUGUCCAGCUCGACACGGAGAAUGGACAAAGCACUACAGAGGAUGGAGUCACACCUGGGGACAAGGACGAUGAUGUCAUCAAGGAAAUCAACAUCACUCACGUGGUCAAGGAGGGCUCUGAGAAGGCCGACGCCUCACAGUUUGAACUGCUCAAGGUGCUGGGCCAAGGCUCCUUCGGCAAGGUGUUCCUUGUGCGGAAGGUGACCCCACCCGAUGACAACGAGCUCUACGCUAUGAAAGUGCUCAAGAAGGCCACACUAAAAGUGAGAGACCGGGUCCGGACCAAAAUGGAGCGGAACAUUCUGGCUGAUGUCAACCACCCUUUUGUGGUGAAGCUCCACUAUGCCUUUCAGACAGAGGGAAAGCUCUAUCUUAUUCUGGACUUCCUCAGAGGAGGAGACCUAUUCACACGGCUUUCAAAGGAGGUGAUGUUCACUGAGGAGGAUGUUAAAUUCUAUCUGGCGGAGCUGGCUUUGGGCUUGGAUCACCUACACAGCCUGGGCAUCAUCUACAGAGACCUCAAGCCCGAGAACAUUCUGCUGGACGAGGAGGGCCACAUCAAGCUCACAGAUUUUGGGCUGUGUAAGGAGGCCAUUGACCACCAAAAGAAGGCCUUCUCCUUCUGUGGUACCGUGGAGUACAUGGCUCCUGAGGUGGUGAACAGGCAGGGCCACAACCACAGCGCCGACUGGUGGUCAUUUGGGGUACUAAUGUUUGAGAUGCUGACGGGAUCACUGCCGUUUCAAGGAAAGGAUCGCAAGGAGACCAUGAACCUGAUUCUAAAGGCUAGGCUGGGAAUGCCGCAGUUUCUAAGUACAGAGGCCCAGAGUCUGCUGAGAGCGCUGUUCAAGAGGAACCCGGCAAACAGGCUUGCGUCUGGGGCUGAUGGUGCAGAGGAACUCAAACGUCACAAUUUCUUUUCCACGAUCGAUUGGAAUAAACUCUUCAGGCGCGAAGUCAAACCCCCUUUCAAGCCUGCUGUAGCGCGACCGGACGACACCUUCUACUUCGACUCAGAGUUCACCUCCCGGACACCCAAAGACUCCCCAGGUGUGCCCCCCAGUGCCGGCGCCCAUCAGCUGUUCCGCGGGUUCAGCUUCGUUGCCACGACACUCCUGGAGGAGGAGGACGUAGAAGAGCCUCCCCAGAAACCUCUACACCCUGUGGUCCAGCAACUGCAUGGGAAGAGCCUCCUGUUCAGCGAUGGCUACGUGCUGAAGGAGGACAUCGGCAUGGGAGCCUUCUCUGUGUGCAAGCGCUGCAUUCACAAGACCACCAACGCAGAGUACGCCGUCAAGGUGAUUGACAAGACCAUGACUGAUUCUACAGAGGAAAUUGAGAUUCUGUUGCGUUAUGGCCAGCAUCCCAACGUCAUCACGCUGAAGGAUGUGUAUGACAACGGUAAAGAGGUGUAUCUGGUGACAGAGCUGAUGAGAGGCGGUGAGCUUCUGGAUCGUAUCCUCAAGCAGAAGUUCUUCUCUGAGAGAGAGGCCAGUUCUGUCCUGCACACCAUCACCAAGACCGUAGAGUACCUGCACUCACAAGGGGUGGUGCACAGGGACCUGAAGCCCAGUAAUAUCCUGUAUGUGGAUGAGUCGGGUAACCCAGAGUCUUUGCGGAUCUGUGACUUUGGCUUUGCUAAGCAGCUGCGCGCUGAUAACGGCCUGCUCAUGACCCCCUGCUACACCGCCAACUUUGUGGCACCAGAGGUUUUAAAGCGACAGGGCUACGAUGAGGGAUGUGACGUCUGGAGUCUGGGAGUUCUGCUGUACACCAUGUUAGCUGGCUUCACUCCAUUUGCUAAUGGUCCAGAGGAUUCUCCAGAUGACAUACUCAACAGGAUAGGCAACGGCCACUUCACCCUCACAGGGGGCAACUGGGACCACGUGUCCGAUGCUGCCAAGGAACUGGUGUCCAAGAUGCUUCAUGUGGAUCCCCACCAGCGGCUCACGGCCAUGCAGGUGCUGAAGCACCCCUGGAUCGUGCAGCGCGACAAGCUGCCCAACAGCCAGCUGCAGCACCAGGAUGCCAAGCUCGUUAAGGGGGCUAUGGCAGCUACCUACUCAGCUCUGAAGAGCUCUCAGCCCACACCAGAGCUCAAGCCCAUCGAGUCGUCCUUCCUGGCACAGAGACGUGUCAAGAAGCUUCCCUCUACCUCUCUGUAGAGAGAGAGCGAAACGGAGAGAAAGAGAGAUAUAUGGACUUUCUACAUACACGUACACACACACACACACAUACGCAUACACGUACACACACACAUACACGCAUACACAUGUACACUGACACACACACAUCAUAUGAAAACCAUGACAGAGGAUGUGUCCUUCACAUAAACCAUUACCAGCUGAAGCUAGGGGCAGCCCCCCUCCUUCCCCCAGACACCCCUAUCCUCUGUCAUCAGUAGCCUAGUGGGGAGGCGGGGGCAUCAGAAAAUAGCCAAGGACUGGGGGCUGGGGGGGUUGUUUGUAUGCUGUUGGAGGGGGUUUUAGUGAUGGCAAAUGUGUAGUGACGUGGUGAAGAGGCGUGAUUGGCUGUGAUUUCCUGUGCUGUACCUGUGCAUGCAGAUGAUCUGAACACCCCCGCACCCCCCACCCCACCUCUCUGAAAGAAUGUCUUGUUAAAGGGGGCAGAUUUUUAAUUGGUUUAAUUUUUUUUGCUGAUCCAUUCAACCAUUUCCCCUCAGCCGAGUUGUGGUUGGAUGUUGUCUUAUUGCUUGUCCAUCUGUAAAUGUGAUUUUCCACGUCCUGUAGCCCCCAUCCCCAACAUCACCGCCAACGCUGAGCACCUCAUUCCUGACUUUAGCACACUGGUUUCAAAUCCAUUUGAAAUGGCCUA